Molecule: messenger RNA, 1844 nt
Organism: Cannabis sativa
Lineage: Eukaryota; Viridiplantae; Streptophyta; Magnoliopsida; Rosales; Cannabaceae
Product: low-specificity L-threonine aldolase 1-like
Exons: 11
Coding region: 527-1603 (358 amino acids)
Biological process (GO): glycine biosynthetic process; L-threonine catabolic process
Cellular component (GO): cytosol
Molecular function (GO): L-allo-threonine aldolase activity
Source: RefSeq, a predicted model, not a curated record
AGUACAAAGUAUUGAUGUCGUGUCUCUUAUGUGUCAAAAGCAAAAUUGAACUAAAAGCUAUCUAUCUAUCUCCAAAUCCAAAACUAAAUAAUUAAAUUUAGGUUCUCAGAUAACAAUUCCAACUAAGCAAGAAAUACCACUUCCAGCUUUUUCUUUUCAAUUGAGCACUAAGCUGAUGAGCUACCAUAAAUAGCUUCUUCCUCUUCUUAUCUAACACAUUCUCUCUUCUCUUACACCUUUAGCAUUUCACCAAGUUCAUCAACCAUAAACAAGAGGUGUUUCUCUGUGGACUUUUACACACACAAUAAUAAUAAUAAUAAUAAUAAGUAGCAAAAAAUUUAAGUGAAAUUGUAUUAAAUUUGAAUGGUGACUUUGGCUUUAGUGGUUCUUUUGGAGCUUUCUUUAUAAAUAGGGUGCCAUUUUUGGGUUCCUCAGUUCAUUUCACAGACAGCAAACUCCUGUCUACUCUCCUCCGAGUAACUGAAGAAAAAGUCCCAGUAUAUCAAAAGAGUUUGUAUCAGUAAAAAUGGUGACAAGAAGAGUGGACCUCCGGUCUGACACAGUGACCAAACCAACCGAAACAAUGAGAGCUGCCAUGGCUGCGGCUGAAGUGGACGACGACGUUUUGGGAAAUGACCCAACUGCGUUUCGAUUAGAAUCAGAAAUGGCAAAGAUAAUGGAGAAAGAAGCUGCACUUUUUGUCCCAUCAGGGACUAUGGGAAACCUCAUUAGUGUUCUUGUUCAUUGUGACAUAAGGGGAAGUGAAGUCAUUCUUGGACACAAUUCCCAUAUUCAUAUUUAUGAGAAUGGUGGCAUUUCAACCAUUGGAGGUGUUCAUCCAAGAACAGUCAAGAACAAUGCUGAUGGAACUAUGGAUAUUGAUUCAAUCGAGGCCUCCAUUAGAGACCCCAAAGGAGAGCUUGUCUACCCAACUACAAGACUUAUCUGCUUGGAAAAUACACAUGGAAACACUGGUGGUAGAGUGCUCUCUGUAGAAUAUACAGACAGAGUGGGGGAGGUAGCUAAGAAGUAUGGUUUGAAGCUUCAUAUCGAUGGAGCCCGAAUUUUCAAUGCAGCAGUUGCACUUGGUGUUCCUGUUAGCAGGCUUGUGCAAGCAGCUGAUUCUGUUUCGGUAUGUCUAUCAAAAGGUCUAGGAGCUCCAGUUGGGACAAUCAUUGUUGGUUCCCAGAGCUUUAUCAACAAGGCUAGAAGGUUGAGAAAAACUCUAGGUGGAGGAAUGAGACAGGUUGGCGUUCUUUGUGCCGCUGCUUUGGUUGCUAUCCAAGAGAAUGUUGCGAAACUCGAGUCAGAUCACAAGAAAGCCAAGUUUUUGGCAGAUGGGUUAAAUAAGGUGGAAGGACUAGAGGUGGAUGUUGACUCAGUAGAAACUAACAUGAUUUUCAUCGACAUACUCGAACACUCCAAGUUGAAUGCAGAAAAGCUUCGGAAGAAGCUAGAAGAGCAUGGCAUAUUUGUGAUGCAAGAAAGCUCAUCGAGAAUAAGAAUUGUUAUGCACCACCAAAUUUCAUUCAAGGAUGCCCAAUUCACCUUGUCAUGCUUUCAGCAAGCUCUGGGUGGAGUACAUGAAGAAAAUGGCAACUAGUUGGAGAACCAAACAAAUAAAAUGAUAAAAAGUGCCUACCUCUUUUCCCAUGAGGAGGAUUUUGAUCUUCUUCAUUUGAAAUAUCAUAUAUGCUUAAAUUUGGAAUUUAAUCUUGUCAAACUCUUGACAUUGAUUAAUAUGUUAUUAAUUAAAAUAAAUGCUUAGACUUGUUUGAACCACAAGUUUACUGAAGCGGAUGAUUCAUAUUUCAUAAUAAAUAAAUGUUUGGGAAUUUCUAUUA